Messenger RNA from Fusarium poae, 1860 nucleotides. RefSeq lists its product as uncharacterized. Lineage: Eukaryota; Fungi; Ascomycota; Sordariomycetes; Hypocreales; Nectriaceae. The coding region runs from base 1 to 1860 and encodes 619 amino acids. The transcript is spliced from 7 exons. The record is from RefSeq and is a predicted model, not a curated record.
AUGUAUGUUACCGACAUUUUCGUACCAGAAGAGUGUCAUACUCUACUCGGUACUAUGGGCUUCUUGAUUGCUGUCAUGCAACAAAUUCGUUUCGGUCUCGGAUUACCACCCAACUCGAAGUUACUCUCACCAAUCAUCCAAGCUACGACUGCAAGUGUGAUAUCAUAUACAAUCUGCCACCUUGCCAUCAAACUUUCCAUCGCUUUCCAAUGCUUUCGUAUCUUUAUCACGCCGAAGGCCCGAUGCCUCUUUAUUGGCCUCAUUGUGUACUUUGCAAUAUAUGGGACUCUUUGUCUCAUGUUGACCGUCUUCACCUGCUACCCUGUGGCCAAAUACUGGGAUGAAUCGAUACCAGGAAAAUGUCUCGAUAAUAGAGCUUUGCGGUACGCAUUUGCUGGAAUCAACAUCGUCAACGACCUCGCGAUUCUGGUGGCUCCCAUGCCAUUUCUUCGGAACUUACACAUCGCAAGAAGGAUCAAGCUAAUUUUGAUGGGUGUUUUCGCAGCUGGAGCAGUUGCUUGCAUUAUUGCCAUAAUUAGACUUCACUCCCUCUGGUCUUACAGUUCAGUCUCUAUAUCUCAGCGGCCAGCCAAAGGUGUCGACAUCGCUAUGUGGUCUGGCCUCGAAUGUAACAUUGCAAUCAUGUGUGCUUGUGUACCGUCUCUCAAGCCUUUAUUCUCGAGAACUUUCCCAAAUUUUCCAUUAUCACUACCAUCUUCAAAGUCACAGUCUGCGGGCAGUCCACAUUCUCCAGGCAGUUUACACAUUUACGACAACGCUCCAAAGCCACAGCCUUCCCCUCAAGGCACAGACUUGGAGAUUACUGUCCAACAAUCCUUCGAGAUAAGAACCACUAUAGCUGCUGACGAUAGUACAAGCGAGAAAAACUUAGUUACAGUUAGAGAAUGGCAAAUCGGUGCUAUAGAGACAUCUACAUGCUCUUUCGAAGUUGAGCUACCACCAGGAGUCUCCAGCUUGACUAUUCAUGUCGAACGGCCACUAGCUCGACCUAUCAAUAGUAGCCCGGCCCCUGAAAGUGCGUCUAUUCAAAAGGCCAAAAGGGUGUCUAUUACUAAGGGUCAAAAGGCGUCUGUUGUACAGGCUCAAGCAGCCAGUACAAGUAAGCCAUCUUUUACAGACUCUGAAAACAUCAAGUGGCUGCGUGACCCAGAAUCUCCACCAGAGACCUGCAAGUCACCCAUUCCAGUCGGACCGUCAACAUCUUUACAAGAAUACAAUGAGCAUAUUGGCCAAGAACCUGUUACUAUGGAUGAAGGAGCUACAGGUACCCAGGAACUCGAAGCAGAUAUUGAUGCAUAUUUUUGCAGGCCUGUUAUCGAUGAUGAGUCACCACGAAAGAUCUUGGACUUGCCUAUCCGAGUCAGACUGCCACCACCUCGAUCUGUCGAAGACGGUUUGGUCUCCCAAGCGAUGGCUGGACUUCAGACCCCCUCCCGCCCGGUCUCGUUUCCCGGAAUUAACUCUAGCCAGCCGCAUAGCGAGACACCUGAACCGGCUUCUCCAAGUGACUCACCUGACUCCUACUCAUCAAUUGACACGUGUGAGUCCACCUCAUCAAGCGACUCCUAUCACUCAAGCGAGGAAUCAGAGAACGAAAAUGACAGCAGCAACCUGUCUAGCGAGGAUCCAGGCGCAAGUUCCUCAGUCAACGUCGAGCCUCAAGAGGCGUCGGUUUAUUUGGACGCCCGACUAGCCGAUUUGAACGCUGAAGUUGCCAGGUACAAGAUGGCGCCUAAGUGUGUGGACACAGAGAAGCAUCUUCUACGUGAGAGCGAAAUGCUAUUUGAAGACAUUUGUGAUACCUGGCUGAGAUUAAAAAGGUCUCGCGACUCAAACUAG